GCCAAACACCAGGACAAAUUCAACAUUUGCCAUUGUGUCAAAAUGAGGCCCAUAAAGAGUAGAAAAAAGGCAGGAUUAAAGCUUCCAAAGAGUAUUUUGGACGAGAUUGAAAACAACGACAGUGGUUCAAGAGCGCAGAACGGAAAACGGGAAUUGUCUCAUAGAGAAAAACGAAAGCUCGCUAGAAACACGAAAAAUGCAACCGUGAACGAUCAGCCACCGCGUCGUGCUCGAAAAGAGGAACAGGAAACUGAAGAUGCUUUAGAAAUGCUCUCAGCUUCGCAUGAACUUCCAAAAAAAAAGAAGGCAAAACGUGAUUCUUCUCCUUCUUAUGAGGACUUUAUCCGUAAACAGCAACUUGCUGCAUUGGAUGAGGAUGACCGGGAAAUUGCAAUGCUAGAAAAAAAACUUAGAAUUCGCGGCAAAAACAAACGUACGUCUCAGAUCGACAACGAAUUUGGUUGGAUUCUAGAAGACUUGGAUUUGGAUAAAGAUUUGAAUGGUCUUGAAGGUGAUGGCUUAUCGGCUCCACUUGAGGAUGAAGAAUCUAUGGGAUCCGAGGAAGAAAAGCCAGAGAGUGAUGAGUCAGAGGAGGAAAAUGAAGAGGAGAAAGAUGAGUCUCACCAAGAAUCAGAAAGUACAAGCGAGGGAGAAGAAGAAGAAGAAGAGUUUAAGGGGUUUUCUCCUGAAGAUGAGGGUGUUCAAUCUCAGCAGAAAACCAAGCGUCAAAAUCCUUAUCUCCCGGCCGUUUCUUCCACACCAUCGACUGGCAAAUACAUUCCCCCCUCUCUUCGUCAGAAGGCCUCUACCGAUGAGCAAGGUUCCAUCGAUUUGACUCGCCUACGAAGGCGUCUUCAAGGUUUGCUAAACCGUCUUUCCAGUGCGAAUGUAGGCUCUAUCGUUAACGAGGUUGAAGCUAUCUAUAUGGAAAACUCUCGUCAUUCUGUAACUGACGCUUUAACAAAACUUAUCCUGCAAACGGUUAUGGCGAGGGAGUCUAUGUUAGAUCAACUCGUCAUUGUCUAUGCUGCCCUUUCAACUGCUCUUUAUCGUACCAUUGGUCCUGAAUUUGGAGCUUACUUGCUACAAUCAUUAGUAGACGAAUUCUUGCGUCUUUAUAAAUCCAAAGAGAAAGAACCUCUUUCUUCCCAUAAAGAAACGUCCAAUUUAGUAGUAUUUUUUGUCGAACUCUACAAUUUUCAACUUGUUUCUUGCAUUUUAGUCUAUGACUUUGUUCGCUUGUUUCUAAAGUCGUUGACAGAGUUGAAUGUUGAGCUUUUGCUAAAGAUUGUACGCAAUUGCGGUAAUCAACUACGAAGUGAUGAUCCGUCUGCUUUGCAAGACAUUAUUCAGGAAAUGAAUUCUCUUUUGAGUACAGCUGACCCAACGUCUAUUUCUGUCAGAACAAAGUUUAUGGUUGAGUCUAUAACGAGCCUCAGAGAGAACAAAAAGGCAAAAGUGGCUAUGGCAAACUCUCAGUUAAAAGCUGAAUCAGUGAAUCAGUUGAAAAAGUUUUUGGGUUCUCUAAGUAGUCGAUCUCUUCGUGCCACCGAACCGUUGCGUGUCAGUUUGCAAGACAUUGAACAAGUUGAAACAAAGGGCCGUUGGUGGUUAAUUGGUGCUUCUUGGAAGAGCGAUCCUUUGGUCGAAAAUAAUAUUGCAUCAUCAUCCUCAAAAAUAGCGGAAGAAAGAAAGAGAAACGAAGAGCUUCUUGCUCACUCGAGACUUUUGCAAACGGCAAAGAAAUUACGCUUAAAUACAGCUGUCCGAACUUCAAUCUUUAUUGCUUUAAUGGGAGCAGAGGACUAUAUUGAUGCUUGGGACCGAAUUCUUAAACUUCGUUUAAAAAAAGUUCAACAACCCGAAAUUGCAUACGUAAUUUUACAUUGCGCUUCAAAUGAAAAAACGUAUAAUCCUUUCUAUGCUCUUGUUGCAUUAAAAUGCUGUACUCGACAACAUAACUUGAAGAAAUCUUUCCAAUUUUCCUUAUGGGAUUUCUUCAAUGAGUUACAACCCGAAAAUGACAACGAAACAAAUGAAGUUCCUAUGCGAAAGAUUUUUAAUUUAGCAAAAUUGUAUGCAUAUCUGGUGAUUGAAGGAGGACAGCCAUUGACGAUUUUAAAGCAUGUUGAUUUUGCGAGUAUGAAUUCUCAAAUACAGACAUUUAUUCUCGUUUUAUUAUCUGAUAUACUGGUUGAAACUAAGGAAGAUAUUCAGUUGGUGCAAACUAUGGACACAUGUAAAACAGAGAAAAACCUAUCUUCUAAGGUUGAUUGGUUUUUGAAAACAUAUGUACGCAAUAAUCCGCUGGUUGAAGGAAAAGAAAAAUUACUAUUGAAGUCCAACCUUUCGAUAGCCAGAGCUGCUUUACAAGCCAUUGCUAAAGAUGAAACGUAACGCUCACAAACGCGGAUAAUUAAAAGGAAAUUUUUUGGGAUUUAGAUUUAAAACGGUUAACAGUUUUGGGCAUUGUAAUUGAUAAUAUGAAAGUAAUUAGACUAUCAAUAGAAACGAACAUUUGUACAAGGUUAUAUAUAUUGCGA
Molecule: messenger RNA, 2543 nt
Organism: Schizosaccharomyces cryophilus OY26
Lineage: Eukaryota; Fungi; Ascomycota; Schizosaccharomycetes; Schizosaccharomycetales; Schizosaccharomycetaceae
Product: eIF4 binding protein
Exons: 4
Coding region: 43-2397 (784 amino acids)
Biological process (GO): ribosomal small subunit biogenesis
Cellular component (GO): nucleolus
Molecular function (GO): RNA binding; protein binding
Source: RefSeq, a predicted model, not a curated record